AGCCCGAAAAAGUUCAGACGCCGAUCUCGCGACUGGGCAUGACUCUUCACUAAACAAUUUAAACAGCUCACAUUCAACAUUUACCUGCACAGAUACUCAAUUGCUUCUCUCGAAAUGGCUCCCAAUUUUCCUACCAAGAAGUGCGGUGUGCUAGGCUGUACAGGUUCAGUAGGGCAACGAUUCAUCCUCCUUCUUGCUCAGCACCCUCACUUCGUCCUCCAUGCCGUCGGCGCUUCCUCCCGAUCCGUAGGCAAGAAAUACAAAGAUGCCGUGAAAUGGAAGCAAGCUUCACCCAUGGGCAAACAUGUCGAGGAAUUGGUUGUCAAGGAAUGCAAAGCCAGCGAGUUCGCAGACUGUGAUAUCGUUUUCUCCGGUCUGGACGCGGAUGUGGCUGGAGAUAUUGAGAUGGAGUUCCUAAAGGCUGAACUGGCUGUCUUCUCAAACGCCAAGAAUUACAGAAGAGAUCCCCUGGUCCCAUUGGUCGUCCCUACAGUCAACCUUCCACAUUUCGAUGUCAUUCCCCACCAACGAAAACAUUAUGGUCUUAAGAAGGGCUUCUUGGUUUGCAAUUCGAAUUGUGCCGUUAUUGGCAUAGUCAUACCAUUUGCUGCUAUUCAGAAAGAAUUUGGAGAAGUGGACCAAGUCAGCGUUGUUACCAUGCAAGCUGUUUCUGGUGCUGGAUACCCUGGUGUGAGUAGUAUGGAUAUACUGGACAACGUGGUACCUUGGAUACCCGAGGAGGAAAACAAGCUCGAGACAGAAGCACAAAAGAUCUUGGGGAAGGUCAAUGCUGAGGUUACGGGAUUUAACAACCAAUCUGAUCUGAAGGUCUCGGCGGCUUGCAACAGAGUCGCAGUCUUGGAUGGGCAUAUGGCUUGUGUUUCGUUAAGGUUUAAGAACAGAAAUGGACCGAAACCUUCGGCUGAAGCUGUCAAGAAAGCAUUGAGUGGAUAUAUCAGCGAGGCACAGACUCUGGGUUGCCCAUCAGCACCCCAACCUUCUAUUCAGGUAAUGGAGGAAGCAGAUCGACCACAGCCAAGACUGGACAGAAAUACCCAAAAUGGCUAUGCAGUCAGUGUUGGUAGAGUAAGAGAGGACGAUAGUGGUAUAUUUGAUCUCAAAUUUGUUGCGUUGAGCCACAACACUGUCAUUGGCGCAGCGGGUGGGUCGGUAUUGAAUGCGGAGGCUGCAGUGUUGAAAGGAUACAUCUGAAGAGGGGGCUUUGAAAUCCGGGCGUCAAUUUCCCAUCUUGUCUCAUCCUAGGUUGGCAAUUUCAAGCGGUGCAUUAGACGGCAGUCAAAAGUUGUUGCUGAUAUGGAAUGUAAACCUCAAAACAUGCCUGGUAAUACUGCGUCAUUUUUGAUAAGUUUAUCCCAUUGUAACUUCUACUUAUCGCACGACUUGUUGAUAACGCGGUCAUUGCAUACUCAGUCAUCAAGCUACUAUGAGGGUGAUCCUGUUCCCUUGUACAUCAGUAAUAUCCGAGCUAGGAAGCUCAGAGAUGAGCUGCUCUAGAGAAAUAUUAGCCUGUGCUUCAAUUGGCAU
Molecule: messenger RNA, 1545 nt
Organism: Mollisia scopiformis
Lineage: Eukaryota; Fungi; Ascomycota; Leotiomycetes; Helotiales; Mollisiaceae
Product: aspartate semialdehyde dehydrogenase-like protein
Exons: 4
Coding region: 115-1212 (365 amino acids)
Biological process (GO): L-threonine biosynthetic process
Molecular function (GO): NADP binding; aspartate-semialdehyde dehydrogenase (NADP+) activity; NAD binding
Source: RefSeq, a predicted model, not a curated record